Ciona intestinalis (vase tunicate) is the source of this 1677-nucleotide messenger RNA. RefSeq names its product NXPE family member 2-like. The record is from RefSeq and is a predicted model, not a curated record. NCBI's taxonomy places the organism in Eukaryota, Metazoa, Chordata, Ascidiacea, Phlebobranchia, Cionidae.
AUGAAUGUAUAUAUUUUACAACUAAAACCACUGGAAUCGGCACAAGUUUAUCCACUGCCGAGUAUGGAACUGCUUUUUAGACACAUAAAAGAAGUUUACCCAAAAGAUUCUUCGUUUUAUGGACUUGCGUAUCGAAAUUUAUAUGGGCAACCAAUUAGUGUUUUGUACAAGAACAAAUUACCACAGCAAAACCUUGAAGACUGGAAAGUUUAUUUUCCGGAACUUACGGCUUCUUUAAACAAGUUCAAUCAACGAAAGCAGCAGAACGCGAAGUUCAGUUUGAAUACUUUUAGUAACUCUAGGGUUGUUAUUGUCAAUAAAAAAACAGAAUACAAAACUGGGGAUGUAUUAAAGGCUCGAAUUGAUGCUUAUGAUUGGAAAGAAAACAAAGCGUCUUUUGGUGGUGACUGGUUUGUGGCAAGAUUGGUAUAUGGUAAUGUACCGGCACAUCCUGAUGGCAUUGCUGGUGUAAUAACAGAUCACCAAAAUGGUACCUACAGUAUUAAAGUACCGCUGUUGAUUCCGGGCGAAGCACGACUUGAAGUGAAACUCAUGAUACCGCUUGAAGGAAUUGCUGAAUACGUAAGAUGUACAUCGUUGCGAAAGUAUAUUGGAGUCCAAUACAUCGCCGUCUUUGAAACGGAAGAAAGGACAGAAUGCAACGUGGAUUUUAGUUUUUCUAAUUUCACAGACGACCAGUUAUGCGACUAUAGCAACCCACGCAACCAGGAGCCUUGGUUUUGCAUUAAACCACCGUCGGGAAAAUGCUCCAAAAUAACCAAUGUUUUUUAUCGUGGUGGGAAUUCGGUGUUAGAUUUUGGAAAGAAAAGCUGCGAUGAACAAUUUAUUAAUAAACUAGGUUGUAGUAACACUAUAGAAGGUUCUGGAAUACAUGUUACAGUGAAAUUGAGUAAACAGUUGCCUGCAUUACCUGCAUGCAAUACUAUGUCUAUAAAUGGUAUGGGGCUGCCGAAACCUAACGGAUAUUUCUUGAACGGUGCAUGGAAAUCAAGAUUUUGUGACAACAAUCUUAAAUCAAUUGAUCGUGCUAGACCGUGUUUUGAAAACAAGGACAUAUAUUUUCUAGGCGAUUCAACAUCACGACAAUAUUAUUACUGGCUAGCUGCGAGAUUACACCUGAAAUCGUACGGAAAAUCGAACCAGCACGUUUGGCAAGAACCUCAGACAUUUGGUACAAAAACUUUUCGGUUUUAUUACCGAGGUCAUGGCCCGCCCUUGCAGAACCCAGGUCCACAAGAUACAAGACCUUACGUGACCGAUAUGUUAGAUGAAAUAACCCCCGGUUCACAAGAAGUGGUGGUUAUAUUAAACAUUGGAAUGCACAUCACAUAUUUUGAACCCUCUUUCUUCAUUCAUCGAAUGCGGGGAAUCAAGAAAGCUAUGUUACGACUCAACCAACGACGAUCCAACGUUCGCUACAUAUAUCGCAGCCAUCGAGUAGUCGAUGUCGAUUACGGCAGAAAUUUUGGGUGGUUGACUUAUCGUUAUGGGGUUCUUACUCGAGAGAUAUUUAAGAACGUUAAAAAUUUCUUUUAUUUUGAUGUAUGGGAUCUGUCUUCUGUUUGGCCGCUUAACGGUAUACAUCCAUCGGGAGAAUACUUAAAUCAGGAGGUAACUUAUCUGAUCAAUUUUAUCUGUAACGGAAUAAAAACGUAA